CUAACGAAACGGGAAAUAGAGGAGAAAUAGAAGACACUACUACUCGUCUCUUUUGGAAACACCGUUCAUUUCAUAAGCUCAUUGUUGUAAUCUGUUUUUUUUUUGGUUCUAAUGUUUCGUUCUUUAUAAGCUUUCUUUUUUGUUCUAAAUCCGUCAUAUUGGCUAUAAAAACUACGUUACGUAUACGAAAUCUUAAUGGACGAUACUUCUCUUGCCUCGUUUAAGACGCUGGAUAAUGAUGAAAACCCUGGUUUUGAUGUUGAGCCACGUCUCAGAUGCAUAACUUGUGAAAAGUUGCUUUCUGAAGGUGUUUUUCUUACUGUAAAUAAUAACUUUUACCACGGUAACUGUUUCCGUUGCGAGAAAUGCGGAAAGACACUUGCCGUGCGUGAUGCAGUCGCCUUCACAAACAGUAAUCAACCUAUCUGUAAGGAUUGUGUAGAAGUGUGUAAGGCUUGUAAAAGUCCUAUUCUUGACAUGGCCAUUAUUACUGGCAUGGACGCAUAUCACUCUACGUGCUUCUUUUGCAGCAGCUGUAACACAAAAAUCACCGAAGCGAUCUUUGCCCGCCGUAAUAACCAACUUUUUUGUAUGAAAUGUCUACAGAUCACGGAUGCUGUGACAAGUCCCACCACGCGAGGUCAUUCUCGCAGUGUUUCCGGUGCCUCCUUUUUCAAAGCAUCUUCCAAUAACUGCAACCGCUACUCCUACCUGUCCUCACCCGUUCCGAAGCUUGGUGCUGAGCUCAGUUUGUCGGCUGCAGCUGCUACGUUUGCACAACGCGUCGUCUCGCCGAUUGACAUGAAUCAAAAUACCAUUGCUGAACGUCUUGCUGUCCCCGAUGUAUCCAGCAUUUCCGCAUCCACCCCUGUUGACCCGUCCCUUCCUUUGGGUUCCAAUUCCGCAAAACCAGCUUUGCGUUUGUAUACCUCCAACCCCAUUAUAGCAUCAUCGACUGAGAACUCUAAUGUGAUACCCGAAGUUGUUCAACUUUCUGAUGGCAGUGAUUUGAGCAAUAAUGAGUCGUCUGGCACCGCCUUUAGUGCACCGAACUCUGUAGCUACGAAACAUGCAUCUUUGCACGUUCCCUUAGUUGCCGCUCAAGUGAACGAUAAGGAGAAUGAAGCUGCAGUGCACACGCCCAUAACCUCUCCUGUCUCUGUAACCUAUAGUCCAAAGGACCAUAUUACGCUUGCCCAAGAAAAGCAGGGAUCUAUAGCGGCAGCGGCAGCGCAGUUGCCAGCGGGUUCUGCUACGGCAAACUCGAGCGCACGUCGCCCUGUCCAAAUACCCCGUUCUGUGCCCACCACGCCUGAACACCUCAGAGAUUCUUUAAACCGUCUUCGAAGUGUUUCCAAUACCUCCACUGGUAGUAAUGUUUUGGGUGAUAACAAUUUCAGACGCGUUUCUUCCGAGGUUUCGCAACCUCAUAUACCCAAAUCCGUGAAUGCUGUCGAGGAUCCCGUCCAAUGCACUUCCCCCGUCAAUGAGCCCCGUACAAGCACUUCCACUGUACACUCCAUCACGCCUACCGGUGCUAGAAAAGUUGCCGGUGAAGCAAUUGCCUCGAAGCCCAGGGUCCCCUCAAACUCGCCUUUCAAUUCCGCCGCUUACCGAGCUAAAAGCCUUUCAUUUAUCCAGGAUCCCGCGGAACGUGAGCUGUAUGCUGGCCAAGGUGAUGUUUCGAACAGUUCGCUUGUUCGCCUGAGUGGAAUCUUUUCUUCAAAUGUUUUUGAUGAGACGGAAAAUGAUGCCAGGGAUUUGGUCUCAAAGAUGGCAGGCUUGCAUGUUCAGCGUGCAGUUUUAUUGAUGGAGAUUUCGUCGUUGUUGAGAAUGAAGGAUCGCUCACCAGCGCUUACUCCAAAUCGCUUUAAGCAAGAAUUUAUUGCUGAUGUUAAUCGUGGUCUGGAUUCCUUGCGCAAGUCGUUCCAACCAGAGUUGGCGUCCUUGCUUUUGAAAAGAGAUGCGCUUUCCGCGACUGUGGAAAAGCUGCAAAAUGCCUAUAGUGCCUCUAUGGAAGAGACAGCAUAUUUGAAUGUUAAGAAUGCGGAAUUACUAGGCAUUAACAACCAAUUAGAGAGAGAAAUUGCUUCUAAGAAAGAAGAGUACUCAAAGAAACGUCAAUCAACGUUUGGUUUUUCGAGACAUUUUCGAAACAGACACUCUACCACUGACAAGGACGAAGUUACGAGCUCAAGCUCACGCGAGUCUCAUUCUCGUCUGCAGCAAGUUGCAUCAAGUCUUGGGUUCCGGCCUCGUGAAAAGUAUAACCCGAGCGAAUCACCUCAGCAACAACCGGCUAAUUUGGAACAUAAAGGCAGUUUCUCUAGACGGUUUUUGUGGCGCCGUGACUCAAAACAUCCUUCCUCAAAAGCAAAGAAUCGUGCAAGUAGUGUAAUGAGCUUUUCUGAUUUGAAGAUUACGGAGGAAGAUGAGAUUCCAUCAUUUGGAAUGUGCAAACUUUGUGGGAAUUAUUCAAAGAACCUGCCUCGCCAUUACCAGGACUGUUUAAGUCAGGCAAUGGAUGGACAGUAUCAGGCGCAACGCCAAGUCCAGGUCAACCCAUUGGUUGAGACGAGUAGUUUCGAUCCGCAACGAUACACGCUGACUCGAGUCCCUCAUUUAAUUACGGCGUGUAUAGGCUUUGUUGAGAAGUAUGGUCUUGAUUAUGAGGGUCUGUAUCGAAAAUCAGGAGCUACUUCGCAAAUGAAACGAAUUGUAUCUUUACUUGAGAACGGAAAUACGGAGCUUGGUCCAAAUGAAGACAUAUCCGCUGUUACUUCUGUACUUAAACAGUAUUUGCGCAACCUUCCGAAUCCCAUAAUCACCUUCGACCAGUAUUACCCACUAAUUGAAGCAAGCGGUAUAAGAAAACCGGCUGAAAAGCUGAUUGGAAUUAAGCGAGUUAUCUCUAAUCUCCCGUCUAUCCACGGCCAAGUUUUACGCCUAAUUAUGUUCCACCUUGCAAAUGUUGUCAAGAUGAGUCACUUAAACUUGAUGAACUCUAAGAACUUGGCUGUUGUGUUUUCUCCUACACUCAUCCGAGAUCCUGAUAAUUCUCGAGACGUUUUGGAUAUGGCAAUGAAGAAUUUGUGUCUGCAUUUUAUGAUUGACCACGUUGAGGAGCUUUUCUGAUAAUCUUAACCCCAAUCAUAAGAAACAUAUGAUGUUAUGUUUCCUUACUAUGACUCUAGAUAGGUAUGAUUGACGUUCGAGGAGUUAUCAGAACUGUGUUUUCUAUUUAUUUUUUAAAAAAAAGAACAUCUGUACCACUGAAAGAAAACGAAUGGAAUGACAAGGAGCACCAAACAUAAUAUGGAAUACUAUAAUCCAAGCGCUUUAGGCGCUUAGAGGUCUACGUUCUUCAAAGUAAAUCCCUUUCGCUUCAUCUUUUUGCAUAGUGUUGAUUUUCCGUUUGACGACCUUUAAUAGAAAAUGCACUUAGAAUUUGGAAUGAAAAAAUAUAACUAGUUUGACUAAAUAAUGUGUGAUUAAUGUUUGUUUAACUAUUUUUACAACAAUGUA
Messenger RNA from Schizosaccharomyces japonicus yFS275, 3525 nucleotides. Its product is annotated as rho-type GTPase activating protein Rga4. The record is from RefSeq and is a predicted model, not a curated record. The transcript has 4 exons. Gene Ontology annotation, molecular function: GTPase activator activity; small GTPase binding. Gene Ontology annotation, cellular component: cell periphery; lateral cell cortex; medial cortex. Gene Ontology annotation, biological process: regulation of cell wall organization or biogenesis; signal transduction; negative regulation of cell integrity MAPK cascade. Bases 196 to 3135 code for a protein of 979 amino acids. Lineage: Eukaryota; Fungi; Ascomycota; Schizosaccharomycetes; Schizosaccharomycetales; Schizosaccharomycetaceae.